GAGCAUACGCGCAUCCCUUGUACUCUGGUUCAGACCGUGGGCGGUGCACCGUACCUCCCACUGUCUUCUCUCUCUGGGCCGGCCAUCCUUCAGGUUGUGCGACUCCCUGAACUUGAAGCUGUGCUUGGGCAGAGAACUUCGUAACUGGUGUCAUUGCAAGCUGGCGCGCUCUAGAAGUCAGGCUCAACCCAGCAGUGUACAAUAAUACAAUAAAGGACAAAUGUCUGCAAAGGUCGUUAUUGUGGGGGCAGGUCCGUCUGGCCUGGUUGCUUGCAAGACGCUCCUUGAAGCUGCCACGCACGACUUUCCAUUUGACCCGAUUGUACUCGAGCAGGAGGACGACAUCGGUGGCACCUUCCGAUACAGAUCUUAUGAGAACGCGACUUUAGUGUCGUCGAAGCAAUUGACCUCUUUCUCCGACUUUAGGCUUCCUCUCUCACAUUCUGACCACUUGACGCUCGAAGAAUAUGUCGACUACCUACGAGAUUACGCGUCCCAUUUCCAUCUAUGGUCAAGAAUAUAUCUUGCAUGCAAAGUAGUGAAUAUUUCGAAGGACCCACAGGGUGGAAAUAACGUCUCUUACGUCCGGAAACGGAAAGAUAACCCCGCGGAAUGGGAUUCCGAGGCGAUAACUAUACACACGCCUUACCUUGCAAUCUGUACCGGCUUACACGUUGUUCCCCACGUCCCUGAUAUUCCAGGAGUUGAAAACAUCCUGAAAAAUAACCCCGAAGCGAAACUUUUUCACUCGUCUGAAUACAAGUCUCGGAACCAGCUAAGAGGGAAGAAGAUCCUGAUUCUCGGCACAGGAGAAACAGGGAUGGACAUUGCUUACGAGUCUGCCAAGGCAGGGGCGAAGGAAGUGGUGCUUUGUUCGAGGGCGGGGUUCUUGUCUUUCCCGAAAGCACUUAAUGACUUUUCCCUACUCGGCUUCAAGUUUGAGUCCAAGAAUCCGGUGCCCAUCGAUUCGCUCAUCACGAAUCUCGGAGAGACCGCGUAUGUACAUCCAUGGGUAGCAAAGUCGCAUAUCCGAUGGUUCAUCUCGGACUUCGUCAUCAAGAGAGUGCUCUGGGUAUUGACAGGUACGCAAGCAGGCUGCAACCAGUGGGUCGGCGAACUCGAGCCAGAGCGCCUAGGGCGUGCCUACGUCUUUCUCAACAAGUCCCACAAAGCCAUGCCAUACAUAAACCGUCCCUACCGCCGACGACCCGCCUUCAUGGACUAUCUCUCGCGGUACAGUGAUCCAGACGAGGAUAUGUCCCCGCAAACGGAUUUCACGGUCGAACUGGCUCCCUUCCCCUCGCACUUCACAGAGGGGGGUCGGGCCGUCUUUCCUCUUGACUUGGACAAGCGCAGUAGGCCAAAGCGCAAGGAUGCAGUCCGGAUCCAGGGGAAAGUUGUUAAGCCGAACUUGGUGGUAUAUGCCACCGGUUAUAAGCAAGAAUUCGGUUUCCUAGGCGAAGGGUAUAAGAUGCCUGGGGAAGCGGAUGUGAGGAACAUAUGCUGGAGUGGGGAUACCAGCGUGGCAUUUAUAGGCUUCGUCAGGCCGGGUGUUGGCGCCAUCCCACCGAUAUCCGAAAUCCAGUCUAUGUUCUGGGUCUCGCUUCUCAAAGACCAGGUUCAUAAGCCGCUUCGUGCGGCACAUUAUCACCUGCUCGUGAACGAGAACGCCAGAAUCAAGUAUGGCGUGGACCAUUCAACGUAUGUCAGUACGCUCGCCAAGGACAUAGGUGCGGCUCCUGGGCUGCGAGAGCUGUGGAGGGAGUACGGAUGGCACGUGUUACUAUGCUACUGCUUUGGCGCAGCGUUUAUCCCUUUCUAUCGCCUGGUCGGUCCUUACAAGUCUCCUGUUGCGCCCAUGAUUAUCAAGACGGAGUUGUGGGAUACUAUCACGAGGAGAGGUCUCAUCGGGAAUGUCAUGAUGGGGCUAAUCCCGAUGGUAUUUUAUCUGAUGCUGAAUACUGGGGCCUGGUUUGCUGACAGGAUUUCCACCGGCGGCCUCGCUGCGCAAGAGUAGUAACACGGACUAAUGACGGGUUAUUUUCUAUAUUACAUCUGUCGUGUGUUGCUUCCUGCGCGUCUCACCGGUACCCAGAGCGUUGUCCGGUUGAGAUCACUGUCAAAGGCUAGUGCAGCUUAAUCUAUGCCAGUUCUAGCACAGAUGGCCAGGCAUGCUAUCCUACUGCUGGAGUUAUCUCUGACCUGUCCAGCUUAUAUUGCCAUAACACUACCUUUUGCUACAUC
This is a messenger RNA of Gloeophyllum trabeum ATCC 11539, 2244 nucleotides long. Its product is annotated as dimethylaniline monooxygenase. Gene Ontology annotation, molecular function: flavin adenine dinucleotide binding; N,N-dimethylaniline monooxygenase activity; NADP binding. The transcript has 14 exons. The record is from RefSeq and is a predicted model, not a curated record. NCBI's taxonomy places the organism in Eukaryota, Fungi, Basidiomycota, Agaricomycetes, Gloeophyllales, Gloeophyllaceae. Bases 221 to 2017 code for a protein of 598 amino acids.